UAUCUCGCUCGAGGAGUCGACGAGCGUCGCGAGCAUGCUGGAGCCGUCGAGUGGACGAGCCAAGAUAUCGGCUGUCUACCGAGUGAAGCAGCCAAUCGAGAACUUGAAGAUAAGGGUGCGCAUAGUGCAGCAGAAGUCCUUGCUGGCCGAGCUGUUCGAGAACGAGGGCGAGACGCGCGACAGCAACUUCCUGGAGGCCGAGGAGCGCGAGUUCUCGUGGCAGGAGAAGGUGCUGGGGCCGCGCGAGGCGAGGCGGUACCGGGACGAGGGCAACUGCGCGACCGACCAGCAGAAGGCCUACCACCGGCGCCUGCUCGAGUCGCCGGCCGCGGGCUCGCGGCUCUACUCGUACGUGGAGGCGGACGCGCACUGCCCACAGGCCGGCCCGCUCGCGGGCUGCGCGUUCAGGUCGCGGCUGGCGCUGCGCAACGAGCGGGCCGCCGCGCCGGCGCCGGCCAACCGCAAGCCCUUCGCCAAGCGCCACAACAAGAGCGUGGUGGACGAGCGCCCGUCCGACGGGCGCGUCCGCGCGACCCACUACUUGUACAAGGUAGGCCGUCGCCGCCGCCGCCCGGCCGCCCCGCGGCCACCAGCUCUCACCGGCCUUUGCGCGCGCGCAGGAGCGGCAGGCGAUGCACAUCGUCGCGGACCUGUCGCCGAGGGACGAGAGCAGCGUGGACUCGGAGGUGCUGCUCUGCCGCCUCAGCUACGACCCGCUGCGCAAGACCCUGCGCCUCAGCCCGGACUUCAGCGCGCGCGACUGCUACAGCGUGGACGGCGUGGGCAUGAGCUACGACUACUGGAUCGAGCACGUGUCGCCGAGGCCGAGCGCGCGCGAGCUGCAGCGCCGGCGCGACGCCGCCGCCAAGGAGGCGCGUCGGCUGCGCGCUCUCAGGGAUGCCCAAAUGUUUCGCGAGAUGAGCGCACCGCAGCCGCGCGUUCUGCGACUAUUCCUCAACCUGGACAUCCGAUCGGCCAGGGACUUCGCCCACGACGACGCGCUCUUCGUCAGCUACUUCCUGGACCUGCCCGAGCACUGGACCUCGGCCGGGCGACCGGCCGGGCGCACGCAGCGCUGCCGGGCGCGCGACGGCGCCGCUCACUUCGCCUACUCCAGCGAGGUCGUUCUGGACCUGGACCAGGACGCCGCCGCGGCUUCCGGCCGCUGGCCAAGCCUGCUGUUCUCCGUCGGCUCGAUCGACAGCUGGACGAGGUACAGGCUCGAGGGCUACGGCUGGCUGGCGCUGCCGACGGACCCGGGCAGCUUUGGCUACGAGCUGGCGACCUGGCGACCGGCGGGCGGCCUGUUGGACUCGCUGCGGCGCUUCUUCACGGGGGGCGCCUGCGAGCUCGACGACAUCUCCUACUGCGCGGUGCCGGCGAUGCAGCACGAGGCCGGCAGCCUGGACAAGCGGCGGCUGCGCGUGCUGCCCAGCGGCAGUCUGCAGCUGAGCGUCCACACCGCGCACCAGAGCCGGCACCCGGCCGAUUGUCGCCUGCGGCGUCGCCGCCGCCGCGGCGACGGCCUCGCCGCACCGAGUGCGGCCGACCUGCUGCACGGCGCCGACGACGUGCUGGCCCGCUUCAAGGCGGCCAGGGAGCGCAUGAUCCAGGCGCGCGCCAUGUACCCCUCGUGAGCUACGCCAGAGGGUGGGGGUCGGGGGGUCGGGGGUCGGGGGCGGGGGCGGGGGCGGACAAAGUGCACCUGCUGCUCGCCUCUUUAACGGAGCUGAUUCUCUUUUAUUUCAACAAAAAUAACAAUUUACAUCGAAUUGUUGCCGCUGCCGCCGCUGGCGCUGCUCUUAAUUCGUCGUAG
Phymastichus coffea is the source of this 1816-nucleotide messenger RNA. It is a transcript of the gene Mks1, whose product is annotated as tectonic-like complex member MKS1. Gene Ontology annotation, biological process: cilium assembly. The record is from RefSeq and is a predicted model, not a curated record. The transcript has 4 exons. Gene Ontology annotation, cellular component: MKS complex. Bases 35 to 1816 code for a protein of 593 amino acids. Lineage: Eukaryota; Metazoa; Arthropoda; Insecta; Hymenoptera; Eulophidae.